AUGGAGAUCAGCGUUUCGUUGAACCCAGGCAAUGACGGCGUGGAGGCGGUGGUGGUGCUCCCACCCGGCGUAUCCUCUGCGGCGGACGUCAUUGUGGAGGUCCUGGGUGACGAUACACUGCUCGUCCAGAGCCCCAGCUGCGCUCAAUCCGUUCAGGCUGUCCUGCCCGUUGCCGUCGACCCAGAUACUGGCAGGGUCCGCUUCAAGCGGUCGACAGGCAAACUCAUCUUCACGGCCACCGCACGGCGCAGCACACUGGUCCAUCCAGCUCCGCCCGCCUCCGACACCGAGUCCAUAGCAGCGCACCCAUCCCACCCUCCCGACGCGCCGCCACCGGAACUCCCACCAACACGAAUAGAAUCGGAGCCCCAUGCUGCACACUGUUCAGCAGCAGAAGCUGCAAGCCCCAGUCCCAGGGCCAGCCCUGCCGUCCAGGCCGCUUCCCCAUCCCAACCAGACCAACUUGUCGCGAUGACAAUGAUGGGGAGCGUAACGCCGUCUCCGGGCGAAGCACCGGCCCCAGCUGCAGCCCUGGGCAGGGCCACAGCCGUCACGCUGAAGGGUGAAGGCCGCCACGGAGGCGACGGCGACGGCAGCAGCGGUGACGGUAGCACCGGCACCGCGGCCUCCCAGCUCGCGACCGGGGGUAGCGGCUUCGGCUCCGCCGCCACCAGCGCAACGUCCUCCGGAGCAACUGGACUGCCCUCCAUCGGCGGCGGCGUCAGCUGCGUCACAGGAUGCACGGCGAGUGCUCCUGACAAUGGCCGAGUGACCUCGCCCCCGCCAGCACCCUGCACAGCCGCAGUAGCAUCGGGCGCCGACGCCGACGCGACCACCGUGACAUCCACCGUUAGCACCGACGUCAACGGCGGCGACGAUGAUGCAAAGUUGUACGAGGAGUACUACUGUGACUCGCCGCCGGCAAUGCCGCCGCCGUCACGGCAUCGAUCAGAGCAUAACGGCCGGAGCGCCGUACAUGACGCCGCCGAUUCUGCUGCACAGCAGUCAAUUUGCGGUGGUGGCGGCGGCGGCGGCGGUAGUGGUGUCAACGCUGCCCGGGUCGCGGCCGCAUUCGAACCCGCUGGCGGGACCAGCAGCCGUGACGCCGGCUUCUCCUUCACGGCGCCUGACCUGCCGCCGCCGCCACCGUUGCCGCCAGGCUUGCCGCCUGUCGCGCCGCCAAUCGACUGUCGCUACCUUUCGGUCGCCAACGCAUUGCGAGUGAGUGCGCACGCCUCCACAGCUGCCAUUGCGGAGUUGAUGGGGAUUCACCAACGCGGCUCGGUGGCUGCGGAGCGCCGCAAGGCCAAUAAGGUCAACGAAAUCUUGCAGCGCGUCGCCGAUACGCUCGACGCGUACGGCUAUGCUGUACUGGACAACUACAUAUCGGAAGCCGCCAUCAAGGGUGCCCGUGCCGAGCUCAAGGUAAUGGAACCGCAUUACAGCGCUGGCAUGAUCUGGGUCGGCAAGGAGGCGGAGGCUGGGGCCCAAAUUUCCGUAUCGUCCGUACGCGGCGACGUUGUACUGUGGCUGGACGACCAAGCACUCAACGCCACGGCAUUUGUGAAGGACGGCAUGUUGGCGGAUGUGGACGAGCUUGUUUUCGAGGGACUCCGUACCCGGCUGCCGUACCUGGCGGGGCUACAUCGCCGUAGUGACGCCAUGAUGGCCAUAUACCCCGGCAAGGGCGCUCGUUUCGCCAAGCAUGUGGACAACACCGCGAUGGACGGCCGCCGGCUGACGGUGCUCACCUAUCUGAAUCCCGGCUGGCAGGAACAGCAGGGCGGCGCGCUGAGGCUCUUCCCCGUGCGGGAGGGUGCGGAGGGUGUAGUGGACGUGCUUCCGCUGGCGGGUCGGGUGGCGCUGUUUCUGUCGGCGGAGGUGGCGCAUGAGGUGAUGCCGGCCUACGCGCCCCGGCACGCCGUAACGCUGUGGUACUUCGACGCGGGGGAGCAUGCCGCAACCCUCACAGCGGCCAAGGUGAUGCCGGGAGCUUGCAGCCGACCCGCUGCCCAGGCGGCCGCUACUGCGCUGCUGCGGGACCUCCUUGCGGAUGAGACAUGUUCAGGGAUCCCAGCAACACCGGAAGGCUGUGCGCAGCUGGGCACCCGGGUGGCCGCUUUGGAUCCCGGAGCGAAGCAGCUGCUGGCUGCGGUUCUGGGCCUACCCAGCGUGACGGCCCUCAUGGAGAGCAUGAGGGGCCUGACGCCCGAGUCCCUGCGGCGGCGGCGCGAGGAGCUUCGGAACAUGGGUCUGGGGACGCAGCACCACGCGCCCGAUACAUCCGCGCACGUCUGA
Volvox carteri f. nagariensis is the source of this 2298-nucleotide messenger RNA. RefSeq lists its product as uncharacterized. Gene Ontology annotation, molecular function: peptidyl-proline dioxygenase activity; ferrous iron binding; L-ascorbic acid binding. Lineage: Eukaryota; Viridiplantae; Chlorophyta; Chlorophyceae; Chlamydomonadales; Volvocaceae. Bases 1 to 2298 code for a protein of 765 amino acids. The record is from RefSeq and is a predicted model, not a curated record. The transcript is spliced from 9 exons. Gene Ontology annotation, biological process: cellular response to hypoxia.